ACUGUUGCGCACAACUGGUUGCCUGAGUUAUGUUCGCAAAAUCAAUAGUUUCAUUGAUAAAAUUUCAGGUUUCAGGUGGUGGGGCUCAGUUGCAUUUAAUUUAAAUUUGUGAGAGUAACAUUGAUUUGAAAAAUCGGUGAUUUCGUCAAUUGGUUGCAAUCCAAUCAUCAUAACAAAAAUGUGAAUGAUUGGGUGCGCUACUUUGAGAGUAACACCCGGUAUAAAACUCACCCCACGUUCUAGAAUUUUUUGGAUAAGGGUUAAGAACUUAAUUAAUCAGGAUGAUGAAGCUCCCCGUCGGCGUUUUCCUCCUCAUAAUUGGUCACGUGUCAUCAACUGUGCUAAUCGCCGAUAAUACAAUGUCAAAAAUGAUUGAAUUGACAACACGGGCGCCCUUUUGUCACGUCCACACUGACAGGGGGAAAAUUCGCGAUAUGAUAUUCAGUUCCGACCCCAGGAAAAUUCGCCAAAUGUCCGACGAGUCAAUUGGUAAACUUGUGGAUAUUUGUCUGAAUAAUGGGGUACGGUCGGCGCACCAAGGGGGCUUUAUCUACCCGGGGACUAAGUGGUGCGGCCCGGGAACCAAUGCGAAGAACUUCACCGAUUUGGGGUACCAUACAAAGGAGGACAUGUGUUGCAGAGACCAUGAUAAUUGCCCCAAUAAUUUAUUAAGGGGUGAAUGUAGGCAAGGAAUUUGCAACGACUCGCCUUUCACUCGCUCGCAUUGCGAUUGCGAUGCGACUUUUAGGCGAUGUUUGCAAAAUGUUAACACCGAGACGGCAAACACAAUCGGGGCGAUUUUUUUCAACGUGGUUCAAGUGAUUUGUUUCAAGGAACGCAGUCCAUGCUCCAAGCAACAAAGUGAUUGCAUGGCUGAGUUUGUCAAGUCUGGGCGUUAUGUUGGUAGUCCGUAUCCUCGAUUCAAUUGGAGAAAUAAACACGAAUUUUUUAUUAACAUACUUUUGAGAAAAUUAAGACUGUUGUAGUGUAUUUUUUUGGGUUGGCAGGACUGGGUAUACGCAAGCCGAAGGUGAUAAAGUCUGCUCCCAGUGGAAUUACAGACCUUCCGAAAAAUAUAUUCCCCUAAUGCCACGAUCCUUCAAGUAGGAAUGUACAGGGGGUUGCAAUAAUACUACAUCUCAGUCAACGAUUUAGAGUACAAUAAAACGAGUAUUUUAGUAAUAAUGGUCACGUUUGACCACUUUUUGUAGGUUUGUUAUUAGUCUCGAGAACAAUAAUCAGAGUUGUGAUAUUUUAGGGUAGGAUGUUUCAUUAUAUCGUACUGUAUUCAGUAGAUUGUUUAAAAAAUUCAUGUCAGGAAUUUUACUCGAAAUAAAAACUUUCGUAACGUAA
Tribolium castaneum (red flour beetle) is the source of this 1353-nucleotide messenger RNA. RefSeq lists its product as uncharacterized. The record is from RefSeq and is a predicted model, not a curated record. Lineage: Eukaryota; Metazoa; Arthropoda; Insecta; Coleoptera; Tenebrionidae. The transcript is spliced from 4 exons. Bases 282 to 986 code for a protein of 234 amino acids. Gene Ontology annotation, biological process: arachidonate secretion; phospholipid metabolic process.